AGACGCAAAUUUACUUCGAGAAGCGUGUAUCGGUUCAAAACGUCGAUCACCUGUAGCGACUGAAACCAACCGAUCUGGUCCGGUAGACUUACGUUGCUUGUAUGGGAAAGUUCGCUCUAAUAUGCUUCACUUGUGUAUAGUAGUAGCAUGUAAUCUGAUAGCAAAAACAUUUUGCACUUAUAAAAUAAUACACUUUACCUGAAAGAAACAUUCACUUUUUUAGUGUGAUAACCCAAUUCACGAUAAUGAAAAUAAGAAGUUAAAAACUUUUAAAAGAAAGGUUAUUUCCUCACAAUACAUGUAGGUUAUAGCGGCACAUAAUGGGUAUAUUAAAACAUGAUGCUAGUGCUGUUCGCCUGUGAUCUAGGGUGGGGACGAGAUGUUAUGCAACGCAUUUAAGGUUUAGAGCCGUGGAAGUUGUCCUUUCCAGAGAAUGACGUCCUUCUCUCGCUGCCAAGUUAGGGUUGAAAUCGUGCAGCUCUGGGGAAAAAAUCGUUUUCAGUUAUAAUUUAUUUUUUCUAUACCAGGGAUUAGGAGGACGCCUAUUUGUUUGUAUGCUCUUGGGUGGAGGGCUGUUACAGGAUGAGCUAAAACGUUGUUCCAUAGCAAGCCAUAAUCCGAUGUUUUGUAUCAUAGAAUGUUGUCUCUUACGAUGAUUUUUUUUCUUGGACUGCUGACGCACAAAGUGGUACCUCACAUGAAAGAAUUAAGUAGCAUUGUUGAAAAUGACUUUGAUGCUUUUUUUUUUGACGGAUCCCCAUGAAAUCCCCAUGAUAGAUUUUGGUGUAAGUCUUGGGACAAUAAGACUGGUUGAUUUAUGUUGAAGCAGCCUGUAAGCUCCACCCCGCUAGAGAAGGAUAUGACCUGUGCCCUUCAAGAGGCAGCUUUCGGGUUGCAGUGAGAGGGACCCAAAGGACUCCUACAGCUCCACCUGCCAAUGGACAUCAGAGGUGAAUAUGUUAAGUUCUCCAAGGAGAGGUACCUGCUUGACACCCCACCUGAGAAGCUUCGGAAGGAGCUAGAGGAGGAACUGAAGCGGAGCAGCGAUGAUAUGAGCAGUCAUGGCUGGUACCAUGGCCUCAUGCCCCGAGAGGUGUCAGAGACGCUGGUCCUACGGAAUGGAGACUUCCUGAUACGGGACUCACUCACAAGCAUGGGGGACUAUGUACUGACCAGCCGCUGGAACCACAAGGUUCUGCACUUCGUCAUUGGCAAAGUUCUGGAGGAGUCCGGCACCUUUCGCCCUCGGGUCCAGUACCAGCUGGGGAGGGAGAGCUUUGACUCCGUAGCUGCCCUCAUCCACUUCUAUGUGGGAAGUCAAAAGCCCCUGUCACAGGAGAGCGGUGCACACAUCUACUGCCCCAUCAACCGGACCCUUCCCCUGCGCAUUCUGGAGGCAGCCUUCACCGUGACCCUCAAGCAAGACCCAGUCAGCCCCUUAUCUAGCUUGAGGAGAACGUUUAUCCAGAAGCAAGGUGUCGCCCUGGAUGACAGGCCCAGGACACUGCUGGCCAUGCCUCACAGACUAUCCAGCAGCAUGGAUCAGAUCCAGAUGAUACGAUCUCCACUGUCACCUCUUGGAGAGUAUGUUCCCUCUACGGCCUACAAUACCAUCUCCCACCAUAGAAGUCCAUCUGCCAGUAAGUUGUUCAACGCCUCGCCCCAGUCGCCGGACUCGCAUUGCUCCAGCCAGCACAGACUCUGCCCAGGGCCCGUAGCCAGUCCCUACUCCUCCCUAAAGAUCUCCAAGCCCCACCCUUCCAAAGCACCUGUCCUACCCAGUGAAGGCUAUGAGGAGGGCUAUGACGUGCUGGAGCAUAGCAGAGGGGUCUUCAGUGUCCCGCUGGUGGAGAAGGAGUCGUCCUUCAAACCCGGACAGUACAGGUCACUGCUGAUGCCCGCAGAGAACAAACCUCUGGAGGCAAGCAUCCUGAAGAGGGUGAAGGAGCUGCUGACCGAAGUCGAUGCCAGGACCGCCGCCUGGCACAUCACCAAGGCAGACUGCAUGGUUGCUAGGAUACUGAACGUUUCUGAGGAGAUGCGGCAGAAGAUGGCAGUGAGUUCUGGUCUGGAGCUGCUGACUCUCCCACAUGGACAACAGCUCCGCCUGGACUUGUGGGAAAGAUUCCACACCAUGUCAUUUAUGAUGGCAGCUGAACUGCUAGGCUGCACUGGGAGCCGGGAAGAGAGGGCUGCUUUUCUCUUCAAGGCUAUCCUGCUGGCCUCCGAGCUCAAGAGCAGCCAGGGCAACAUGUUCGGCUUUGCCACGAUCAUGAGAGCGCUGGAGCUACGCCAGGUCAAGAGGUUGGAGCAGACUUGGAUAACACUCCGGCAGAAGCACACAGAGGGAGCUAUCCUGUAUGAAAAGAAACUCAAACCUUACCUAAAGAGCAUGAAUGAAGGCAGUCUAGAAGAGUGCAUGCCCUCUGACACCACCUUCCCUCACGUGGUGCCGCUGCUGUCUCUGCUGGAGAGGGGAGUGGCUGUGGGCGAGGAGGCGGAGCUUUGGGAGUACACAGACAUGGGAGUGGACGUGGUAAUGAGUCACCUGGAAACAGCACGUACAAUGGCACAACACGGGGAAGUCUACUGCAGCAACGCCCAGACCAAGCUGCAGGGGUUUCAGGAGCGGCCGGAGCUGCUGGAGAUCUUCCUUACGGAGUUCCAGAUGCGUUUGCUGUGGGGCAGCCGGGGAGUGGUGGCAAGCCAGACAGAGCGUUACCAGAAAUUUGACAAGGUCCUGACAGCCCUGUCCUACAAGCUGGAGCCCCCUGGUGGGCAAAGGGUGGAAAGAACCUGAAAUAAGUAUGUCCCACGAAAUGGGAUGAGCAACGUAACCCUCCAAUCAGUGUGUGGAAAGAUUGGUAAUGUUUGUCCAAAUAAGGAAAUUGGGUGGUGUCAGCGUUCAACUACACCUAGGACAGAGGCGCAGUGCAAAGACAACAUCCCGUGGAAAAUGUAUGGUGAAGUCAGUCCAAAAGAGGUGUGUCGGUAUACAGUAUCAGUUACAAUGUCAGAUUGUCGUCCAGAAGCUCAGUGUAACAUUACUGGUUCAGGGCAGCACUGAUUAAUAACUCCCACCCAGUUGAAGCACUUAAGCGAGAAGCACUUAUACCCAUAACCAAUUUGAUCGUUUUUGGCAGUGAAAAUUCGGCUACACCUACAAUGUCACUCAUCGUGAAUUUAUUUCCUGAAAAACCAAGCUAUGCAGUUCUAUGUAUUUAGCCCUUCCAGCUGCUACUAAAAUGGUUUGUUUUGUAAAACAUAUGUUUACUGCAUUCUUAAAAUAAAGGGUUGUGGGUGAUGAGGGGGUCGUGUGACUUUUUUAUGGUUAGCCCACAGAGGUAGUUUCAGGGCAGCUAUAUAGAUUUAUGUAGCCCUACAGCUACUGGAAUGUUCUAGGGAGUGACUUGUGUCUAACAAAAUUUGCGAGUUUCUGUCUGCUCAGCUCCACCCAGCAGCUUGAGCAACCAGGAUCAGUCGAGGGAAGUCGGGUGAUGUCGCCUCAUCUGACCACGUUGAUGGCCUUCACCGAAAACAUGCCCAUAAGCAGAGUUCACUGUUGACAGGCGUCCUACUGUGGCACAACUGGUGCUGUGUCACUUUAAAUUUGGACCUGUCACAGCAACCCAAAGCAAAAUGGGGACAGGAAGCUGUCUGCACAUCUGCUGUGGCCCCACUGUGUCCUGAAGGACAGUGUGGUAGAUAAUGGAUGUAACAUACUGCAACGAGACAAGAAUGCUGUCCCUCCAUCCCACGAAAAACACUACGCGAAUUACACACCGGUAGUCUCUUUGGUUAAAGUCACAUACUACCAUACUUUUAAAUUUUACAAAUAGCUGAGGAGGUCUGCCAGCAAGCUCGUUGUCUACAUGGUUAUGUGCAGGCGUGAGGUUUCCGUGUAAAGAAUUUUGUCUUAUAAAUAUGCUUACUUGUCUGCUGAAGUUUGUAUUUAAUUUUAUUGCUGUGAAGUUUUCUUUUGUAAAUUGCUGAAGAGAAAAAAAACGUUGUACUGAAAUACAGACAUUAAUCUCCCUUUUUGUGUGGACAUUGUUUUUAUAAGAAUUAUAUUAAAUGAUCUGAGCAUUAA
Molecule: messenger RNA, 4090 nt
Organism: Paramormyrops kingsleyae
Lineage: Eukaryota; Metazoa; Chordata; Actinopteri; Osteoglossiformes; Mormyridae
Gene: sh2d3cb
Product: SH2 domain containing 3Cb
Biological process (GO): small GTPase-mediated signal transduction; positive regulation of peptidyl-serine phosphorylation
Molecular function (GO): guanyl-nucleotide exchange factor activity; phosphotyrosine residue binding
Source: RefSeq, a predicted model, not a curated record